This is a messenger RNA of Thermochaetoides thermophila DSM 1495, 4701 nucleotides long. The record is from the annotation of a RefSeq genome assembly. NCBI's taxonomy places the organism in Eukaryota, Fungi, Ascomycota, Sordariomycetes, Sordariales, Chaetomiaceae.
AUGGGGCGCAAAUUCCAACCUUACGAGGCCCAUCUCCAAUACCUUUUACAAGUUAUGGUUGAUUACAAUCUUUAUGGUUGUGAUUACCUCGAGGCGGCAAAGGUCACAUUCCGAGCUCCUGUUCCAGUACCUGUCGAAUCCGGUGAGACUAGCCGUCUCUGGGAUAGCACUACAAUACCACCAGAACUCGUUUUGGAUCGGCCUGAACUUCCUCGGAUUAGUCAUUGUUCGAUCGAGGUCGAUGUGUGUGCCCAAGAUAUCCUAAACCGCUACAAAGUCCAAGAACGCCGCCUGCAUCACGAUUUCAUCGAACGUGAGCGACCUUUUCGUCCGGAUAUGAAACUUGUGCACAGCAUGGCCGAGUUGUGGAAAGAUGAGGAACAGCGUCGGAGGAAGAAAAUGGGAAAGUUGGAUCAAAGCGCCAGUCCAUUUCCACCAGAGGCUUUUGUUUCGAUGUCAGCAGGGCCUCGCCAUUCCGAUUGUGAAGGUUGGAUCCAGGAAACACAGUAUCGGGAGGCAGUUCAAGAGAUGAUAGCACGUGAUCCAGCCCUGAAGGAGGACGGAGAGCCGUUCUCAUUUUCGAAUUAUGUUACGCGUGACCCUGAGGAAGAGAGGAUCCAAACUGUGUUUCAGUCUGUUGAAGAUUUUUUCCCAGAAAAGUCGCUGUCUGCGUUGGGUCUUGAGCAUAGCCUAUUUCGAGAGAGUUCGAACCUAGCUGAUAACAUACAAGUUGACGAGAAGGGUAUCCUCGAACUCGAAAUCGGAGAGGAGGAACGAGAACUUGUUGAACAGGAGGUUCUACUUGAGAACCAACGCGAGACCGGAGCAGUCCCAGAAGUGGGAUUUGUGGAUCAAAAAACCUAGCACCACGCUCGAAAUCUUGUUGAGACCUUGAAGAGAGAGAUCCCAAAACUUAACACCGGCUUUGGCAUCAGUGGAAUGUGCUCAAGAAAGCGUCCAUCGGGAUCCACCUCUCAGCUUGUUAUGCAGGCAAAGUUGAGAGAGCUGAUAUCCAACAGAGAUCAGAAAGGCAGAAUGAAAGAAACCUGUCAGCCUAAGUUAAAACGGCCAGCCCCCGAGGAGCUCAAUGGGCUAGUUAAGAAACUACGGUUUGAGGAAGGCUAUCAGACUGAGAAAUAUCUUGGAAAACCUGUCCCCAAUGGUCAAUCACUGCAAACAGUCGAGAUGAAGAAUGCCAAACCAUUCAUACCCAACCCACAAAGGCCAUCACAAAAGCGACAACAAGUUGCCAAAGCGAAACGAUUCAGAAAUCAAACCCUCAGCUUUCCGGUCGUCAAGAAUCCCUACGAUCCCACCACACUAUCAAGGCUCAGCCAGCGCAGCGACUUGCAAAAAACACACGAAACGGGGAUUGGCAAAUCCGUGCUCCAUAGUCCUCAGCUUUCGAGAGCGUCGCUGUUGCUGAGCUCACAAGACUCAACGAAGAGUCCCACCCAGUUUCUCAAGCCCAAGCCUCUCUACUGGCAGGGCUCCCGUACAAUGUACCUCUUCAGUCUUCCACCGCCUUCAGCAUCAGAGGUCGCCACAACCAUGACGAUGUAUGGACUUCCAGAUGUACUGUAUUUGGAAGCCCACUACAGCAACGAUAAGGACGUGCCACCUCGUGAACGGGAACACGCUGGAAGAGAUUACCGGUUGGAUGGAAAUAGCAUCCUGUAUCUUCCUGAUUUUGAUCCAUCUGGUCAGUCCUCGGCCAGAAAGGGGCUGAAGCCUGAAUCUGGGCCCAACCUUGCAAAGAUUGCCUUGACCUACCAAAAACGACAGCGCGACUGCAGCUUACGAAGUUGGGAGAUAGCGGACCUUCCUCCGAGCUUUGCGGAAGUGAAAGAUUGGCUGGAUGAGCAGCAUGCGAAAAUAAAUGCUACAACCCGUCAAGCCGAGCUCGCGCGCAAAAUGUACCCCGGAGGAAGUAAGACAAAUAAGUCUGAGAUUUCUCAAAUUACAGGGCCAACCCCCAAACGAUUCAAGUAUUCACAAAAUCAGGUGUCGAAAAGCGUCCAGCGUGAAACGCAAUACAUGAGCACCAUGAGUCUGGAAAUCCACGUCAAUACCAGAGAGCAUUUGCUCCCUGAUCCCGAGGAAGACGAGGUGCAGUGCAUAUUCUGGUGCCUCAAAUCAGAUGAACAGUGUUUCCCCGGUGGGAGACCCGCGGACGGCAUUCUUGCUGGCAUCAUUGUUCUUUCUGAAAACCGCGAUUUGGUGCAACAAAUCCGCAGCCAAACCUCAGUGGACGUCCUUGAAGAACCCACCGAGCUUGAUCUCCUUACCAGAAUGGUCGCGAUCGUGCGGACACUUGACCCUGACAUUCUAACUGGAUACGAGGUUCAUGGAAGUUCAUGGGGGUAUUUGAUGGAAAGGGCAAUGCACAAGUAUCAAUAUGACCUCUGCACAGAGCUCAGUCGGGUCAAAUCCCAGUCCUCCAAGGUGUUCAGGAGAGAACAGGAUAAUUGGGGCUUCAAAACGACUUCAACAAUCCACGUGACUGGCAGACAUACCAUCAACAUAUGGAGGGCAAUGAGGGCAGAGCUGAAUCUUCUUCAAUACGACCGACCGAACGUUGCGUGGCAUCUUUUGCAUGUUCGCCUUCCGCACUACAAGCCGUUUACUUUGACGAAAUGGUAUCGAAGCGGACGGUCAAGAGACUUCUGCAAAUUCCUCCGGUAUUAUCUCAAGAUUACGCGCAUGAACCUUGACAUCCUCGAUGCCAGCGAGCUCAUCCCCCGGACAUGCGAGCAGGCAAGGUUGCUCGGUGUGGACUUUUUCUCCGUUUUCUCACGAGGUUCCCAAUUCAAAGUCGAAUCCAUCAUGUUCCGCAUUGCUAAACCGGAGAACUUCGUCAUAAUCUCGCCUAGCAAAAAACAGGUGGGCAGCCAAAAUGCCCUGGAAUGUUUGCCAUUGGUCAUGGAACCGCAGAGUGGUUUCUACUCUAGUCCCCUCCUGGUUCUCGACUUUCAAAGCCUGUACCCAAGUGUAAUGAUUGCAUAUAAUUACUGUUACUCGACAUUCCUUGGCCGGAUAGUCAGCUGGCGUGGGACAAACAAGAUGGGGUUCACCGAGUACAAGCGAGGACCAGGCCUUUUACGGCUGUUGAAAGACCAUAUCACCAUUGCUCCUAACAACAUGCUUUACGCGAAACCUAACAUUCGACGGUCCCUUUUGGCCAAGAUGCUCACUGAGAUUCUUGAGACCCGAGUCAUGGUUAAAAGUGGCAUGAAGCAAGACAAGGAUGACAAAGCCUUGCAAAAGCUCCUCAACAAUCGGCAGCUUGCGCUGAAACUUCUCGCUAAUGUCACGUAUGGUUAUGCGUCUGCUUCAUUCUCCGGUCGCUGCCCGUGUGCGGAACUCGCGGACUCAAUUGUGUUGACAGGCAGAGAAACCUUGGAACGGGCCAUUGCCUACAUCCACUCGGUCGAGCGCUGGGGAGCCGAAGUCGUCUACGGUGACACCGACAGUCUUUUCGUUCAUCUCAAAGGACGAAGACGUGAGCAGGCCUUCCAGAUCGGUGCUGAGAUAGCCAAGGAUAUCACCAACAUGAACCCAAGGCCGGUAAAAUUGAAAUUUGAGAAGGUGUACCAUCCAUGCAUCUUAGUUGCGAAGAAGCGCUACGUGGGUUACAAGUAUGACAGUCCAGACCAAACUGUCCCAGAGUUCGACGCAAAAGGAAUCGAGACAGUGCGCCGUGAUGGAUUCCCGGCUCAGCAAAAAAUCGUGGAGAAGGCACUCAAAAUCUUGUUUGAAACAGCAGAUCUGAGCCGAGUCAAGAGCUUUUUCCAAGCGCAGUGCUCCAAAAUCAUGCGUUCUGCUGUUUCCGUUUCCGACUUCUGCUUCGCAAGAGAAGUAAAGCUUGGGACUUACAGCACAAGAGGGCCAGGCCCACCUGGAGCUGUCAUCAGCACGAGGCGCAUGCUUGAAGAUGCUCGCGCAGAACCGCAGUACGGCGAACGAAUACCAUAUGUGGUCAUCUCCGGACCGCCAGGAUCACGUCUCAUAGAUCGAUGUGUCACACCAGAAGAGCUGUUGAGCAACCCCCAUGCGACCCUGGAUGCUGAUUACUACAUCGCCCAACUGAUACCGCCGUUGGAACGGAUUUUCGGUCUCGUCGGCGCCAACGUCCGUUCCUGGUACGACGAAAUGCCAAAAUUCCAACUCGCUCGACGUUUUGAAACAUUGGCAGCAAAUCCGGCAGCUCCCGGUCGUCCAGAGGUCGCUGGAAAUCAUGAUAACAACGACAAUGGAAACAAGAUGAUCGAAUGGUUUAUGCCCUCUACCAUAUGCAUUUCCUGCAAUGUCAAGAUGACGAAAUCGCCCGCCGUACUGGAUGUCGAUCAGGAUGUUGACAGGAGCGUAGUUAAUGAGGGAGAGGAACCGCUGCCCCUUUGCAAUCGCUGUGCGUCGGAUCCUCCAUCGACGAUGGCUGUGCUCCAGACACGACUCAACGCCGAACAGCGGAAGUAUGCAGACGUGGUGCGGGUGUGCCAAAGUUGUGCGGGGUUGUCUCCCUUAGAGGUGGACGAAGACGGGGUUCCAUGCGAAAACAAGGGCUGUCCUGUGUUUUACAAGCGGGUGAAGCAGCGCGCGAGGCUCGGGGCAGAGAAGACGAUAAUAGAGCAGGUUGUCAGGAGGUUGGGGGCAAAGGCUGGACAUUGCAGGAAAAACAGGGGUUGCGAGCUGGAUUGGUAG